Messenger RNA from Xylona heveae TC161, 680 nucleotides. RefSeq lists its product as hypothetical. Gene Ontology annotation, molecular function: proton transmembrane transporter activity. Lineage: Eukaryota; Fungi; Ascomycota; Xylonomycetes; Xylonales; Xylonaceae. Gene Ontology annotation, biological process: proton motive force-driven ATP synthesis. Bases 176 to 466 code for a protein of 96 amino acids. The transcript has 3 exons. The record is from RefSeq and is a predicted model, not a curated record.
UACUACACCACGCAUUAGCUUCGGUUUCCGGUCCGCGACGAGCUGCUGAUACCAGUGAUUCUGUCCGAAAUUCUUGUAAUUGGCUUCGUUAAGCGUCACUGAGGCCAAUUGAUCGGGUAUAAUUUUGUCUUGAGCUUGUCCAAGAACAAUCGCGGCACGACCGGAACCUGAGAAAAUGUCGUCUUCAACCGGCGUUAACGUUUUGCGCUACUCGGCCCUUGUUCUGGGUGUGUUUUACGGCCUCACGCACCAGGCUUCCCUUACCGCCCAACAGAAAAUCGCGCAGAUUGAUAGAGAUUACGAGAAGAAGGAGAGCUUGAUUGCUCAGGCCAAGGCUGCAUAUGUUCAGAAGACGUUGCCUGCGGAGAAGAAGACUGCCAGCGGUGACAUCGUAACGGACCCGAACGACUCCAAAUUCGAUCUAGAAGCAUACCUGACGAUGAAGAUGGCGGAAGAAGCGAAAUAAAGCGGCAUUGCUGAUUUGGCUCGAGCGAACGGUUUUGGGGCUCUUUGCUGGGAAAUAAACGUGGACUCGCGAUGCGUGGCGGGGUGUUCACGUGAAGGGUCUACCUCAAAGGUGUAUUGGCCAUUGUAUUUGGAUGUUGGCUUCUUCAAAAGCUAUAGAUCUUCUCGAGGAUACACACAUUGUACUACUGUAUCAUAUAACAUCCGUCUUUUGU